UAAGUCAAAAUAAAUGUCAUAAAUUAUUCAUACUUAUUUACAAAAUGGCCGCAUUCGAGGCCGUAAGUAAACUUUCUGUUCGGCCUUUCGAUCGUCAGUCAUUGAUAGAUUUUAGAGUUACUCAACUACCAGAAGAAAAGCCACCUGACGAUGAUUUUGAUCCAAGGGACCAUAGAGAACCCAAAGCCCCUAUUAAACCGUGGAUGGCUUACUUCAAUCUCAUGCGAACACUAUGGGGUGCUGGUGUGCUGGGUCUGCCUUUAGCUGUUAGUCAAGCCGGUAUCAUACUUGGACCCAUAAUGACAACGGCGUUGGGCCUUCUGAUUAUACACAUGCAUUUGACUUUGCUAUGGUGUCUCAAUGAAAUCAGUCGACAACUGAAGAUUCCAUACAUAUCAUACAGGUAUGGUUUUCGCAUAGCGCUUUUACAUGGACCAACCAUUUUGCACAGGAUCGGAGAAAAGGGCCCAAUGAUAAUAUCAAUAUUUAUGCUUUUAAGUCAAUUAGGGAUUUGCACGGUUUUCGUCAUAUUUACAACCGAUAGUUUAAGGGAUAUUAUGGAUUGGAAAACUUCAAAACCGGCGAUAUUGUCUCUGUUGAUUCCAUAUCUAUUCCUACAAUAUUUUAUGAAGACAUUGUCAAUUGUCAGCUAUAUAUCAAUGCUUGGUAAUUACUUGAACAUGGCGGGUCUUAUACUGAUAAUAUACCACAUUUUCUUAGCACCUCAUGGAGUAAUUGUAUACGCGUGUACGGAUGCAUUAGCUUUAUUCUUCGUCAUUGGAACUAUCUUGUUUAACUUGAGCGCGGUUGCUGUCAUACUAUCCAUAGACAAGGCUUUAAAGGAUCCAAAAGUAUUGACGAAGCCGUGCGGAAUGCUCACUGUGGGCAUGUUUAUUCCAACCGUUUUUACAACUGUGUUCGGUGUGCUUGGUUAUUGGUCCUUUGGCACGAUGGAGGAAAAUGUCCUAAGAUCUUUGCCUUUCGAUGAUUAUUUAGCAAUGGCAUCGAUUGGCUUAUACCUUAUAGCUAUAGCCUUCGCCUACCCCAUACAAUGCUACCCGGCAAUAUCCAUGAUUGUAGAUGUGGUCAAAAAUUGGCACCCGCAAGACCCACCAUCCGAUGAGAUGUUGAAAUGGAUCGAGGCUACAUCCAGACCCGUGUUUGUUAUGACUUCAUGUGUGUAGCUCAAUUUAUCUGUUUUUUUUAUUGAAUUAAGUAUGUCUAAAGGCGCAAAGUUGGAUUAAGCAUGCGACUCUGAACCCUAAGGUCGAUCCUGACGAUUAGUUAGUUUUAGUAUUUUUGAAGUGAUAACUUCUUAGGGAGGGUAGGCCGCUACGUUACGUAACGCGUUACGGCACCAGUAUGUCUAGCUCCCCUUUCUCUCACGCAUGUGGCAGGGUCCCCCUCUCUCACUUCAGACGCUUUCCCCUCUAUCUACUCGGUGUUUAGUGUGCGUUCGACAUUUACUGUUAAAUAAAAACGGUGAUAAUUUGAGGUAUAUCACCUCGGUUUUUUAAAGUGAUUAUAAAAAAUAUGAUGAAUGAACUAGAGCAUAAUCAUCGGAACAUUACAGAAUCUCCUAAAGAAAAGUAAGUUUACAACAAGUUUACGCAGCGUCUAUAUCUUGAAUUUAUAUAUACCUUUGACUUUGAUAGUGAUUGUUCUAAAAAUCUCUCUCUAUUAAGAAUUUUAACGCUAUUGAAAUGGAAGUCGUUGCAGAUGUAACACAUGAAAUAUACAAUCAACACGAACAUCACCAACAUAUUCAAAUGCUAAACGCCAGAGCAAGAACAACUUCAGCAUGAUGUUAAAAUAAAUAAACGUCAAUCACAAUCUAAUGCUGAGGGAAACGAAAAUAUAGAAAAUCAUUACGUGAACAACAACUACACCAACAAUUGAAAGAUAUUAUUGCAAUAAUAGUGGUGAGUAUAUCCAGUAUAGGGAAUGCAAUCCCGAUCUCGCGGGAUCGAGAUCCCGUGUAAUUUUUCGGGAUCAAUCCCGAAGCAUAAUAUGACGAGAUCCCGUUCGAGAUUGACGGGAUUGGGCUGCAAUGGUCAGCGAUUCUACACACAUCCGCUCGGGACAAUACAUAGGGUACAUUGCAAUGGACAUUAGAUGCCGGUUAGCAGAUAGCACUCUUGAGACACUUUAGAAGAUACUCUUUUUUUGGAAGUUACUUUCAAAAUCACCAAUUUUAAUCUCCUUGAGCUAUACCUACUUUUGUUUUGAUUAUGUUCAUGUAAUUAAAAUUGUUAGUUG
Pieris brassicae (large cabbage white) is the source of this 2259-nucleotide messenger RNA. RefSeq names its product proton-coupled amino acid transporter-like protein CG1139. The transcript is spliced from 9 exons. Bases 45 to 1184 code for a protein of 379 amino acids. Gene Ontology annotation, biological process: amino acid transmembrane transport. The record is from RefSeq and is a predicted model, not a curated record. Gene Ontology annotation, molecular function: amino acid transmembrane transporter activity. Lineage: Eukaryota; Metazoa; Arthropoda; Insecta; Lepidoptera; Pieridae. Gene Ontology annotation, cellular component: vacuolar membrane.